GUCCAAAUUCAUGAUUACUUUUUACUGUCAAAGAGAGCCUUAAUGAUGUUUGUCAUUUUCACGCUCUCAAUGUUGGCCAAUGCCAAUUGGUGUUCACGCUCGGCCUUUAGAUCCUCACGGUCGAGCUCACGCUGCUGAAGUUCAGACUCAAAUUUUGGCGCUGGAAGUCAAGGACCUUGUCACGAGUAACCAAUUCACGUUCGCUCUCAGCCAUAAUCGCAGCAGCCAGACUAUUGCGACGGUUCCCAAGUGCAGGACGCUUUUAAGCGUCAUCGCCAUCAACGUCGUUUCGUCGCUUCAUCGUCUUCAUGGCCAUUUGGCGUACGAUAAGCCCACCUUGUUCAACUUUCUCUUUUUCGUAGCGCUUUUGCUGAUCGGUCUUCAGGUCGUCCAGCAAGGUAACGAUGUCAUCGAGAAGCAUAUGCUUCUCCUUCUCCUCUUCGUCAACACCAGAAAGACGUGCUGACACUGCAUGAAAUUUGCGAUGCUCGUCGACGUGAGCCAGAAAUCGAUUUUGUACCUUCUUGCCGUCUACGAUAAAUGCCGUCUUCUUGCGUCCAGUUGCGAUGCUUGUCCGUGUUGGCCAUUUGACUUUGGCUGUUUCUGGCUACAGCACGACUUUCCGUACAAUUGGC
Molecule: messenger RNA, 635 nt
Organism: Aphanomyces astaci
Lineage: Eukaryota; Oomycota; Saprolegniomycetes; Saprolegniales; Verrucalvaceae
Exons: 1
Coding region: 80-466 (128 amino acids)
Source: RefSeq, a predicted model, not a curated record